This is a messenger RNA of Mauremys reevesii (Reeves's turtle), 1152 nucleotides long. It is a transcript of the gene XPA, whose product is annotated as XPA, DNA damage recognition and repair factor. Gene Ontology annotation, molecular function: damaged DNA binding. Gene Ontology annotation, biological process: UV-damage excision repair; nucleotide-excision repair involved in interstrand cross-link repair; nucleotide-excision repair, DNA damage recognition. NCBI's taxonomy places the organism in Eukaryota, Metazoa, Chordata, Testudines, Geoemydidae. Gene Ontology annotation, cellular component: nucleotide-excision repair factor 1 complex. Bases 202 to 1050 code for a protein of 282 amino acids. The record is from RefSeq and is a predicted model, not a curated record. The transcript is spliced from 8 exons.
GGGUUCCCCGGACGGAGCGAGGCCCCGCCCGUUCCGCCUGACGCCGCGCGCCUCUCGGCUGUCCGGGCAUUGCCCGCGCCCUUCUCUUCGGCGCAUGCGCAGCAGCGGCACGUCGCGUUGGGGAAGGUGCUGUUGGCGGCCGCGGCCUGAGCCCGGGGGGUGCGCGCUCCCUCCCCCGCCCCCCCCGCCAGGUCACUGGCCAUGGAGGGCACAGGGCCCGCGGGGGAGACACCCCCGCUCUCUGCAGCCAUGCGGGCAAAGAUCGAGCGGAAUCGCCAGCGGGCGCUGAUGCUGCGACAGGCCCGGUUGGCCGCCCGGCCCUACCCUGUUGCCCCCAGCGAAGGAAGUGCUAAAGUUAAAGCACCUCCAAAGAUAAUUGACACAGGAGGAGGGUUCUUUUUGGAAGAGGAGGAAGAGGAGGAACACAAGGUUGAGAAAAUUGUCCAUCAGCCAGGACCUGUACUAGAAUUUGAUUACCUUAUUUGUGAGGAAUGUGGCAAACAAUUCAUGGACUCAUAUCUCAUGCAGCACUUUGAUUGGGCAACAUGCGAUAAUUGCAGAGAUGUUGAAGGUAAGCAUAAGCUUAUAACAAGGACUGAGGCAAAGCAAGAUUACCUUCUUAAAGACUGUGACUUAGAUAAGAGAGAACCGGUGCUCAAAUUUAUUUUGAAGAAAAACCCUCAUAAUUCACAGUGGGGUGACAUGAAGCUUUACUUAAAAUUACAGGUAAUAAAACGUUCGCUUGAAGUUUGGGGUAGUGAAGAAGCGUUGCAAGAAGCAAGAGAAACCCGCCAAGAUAAUAGAGAGAAGAUGAAACAGAAAAAGUUUGAUAAAAAAGUUAAAGAUUUAGAACAUUCAGCUCUGCAGUUUUUACUUGCCUGCAUUGUCUUUCUAGACUUUGUUGACAUUUUUCAUCAGAGCUCCGUCGAGCUGUUAGGAGCAGUUUGUGGAAAAGAGGAACAGGUUCCCACCAGCAUGAGUACGGACCCGAAGAAAACAUUGAAGAAGAUAUGUACAAAAAGACAUGUACUAUAUGUGGCCAUGAAUUAACAUAUGAGAAAAUGUAAUAGCCCUUGAUUGAUUUUACAUAAAAUGCACCUUUUGUAAUGUUAAUAUUUUGUAUCAAGUAAAAUAAAAAUGAUUGAAAGUAAA